Molecule: messenger RNA, 1533 nt
Organism: Aegilops tauschii subsp. strangulata
Lineage: Eukaryota; Viridiplantae; Streptophyta; Magnoliopsida; Poales; Poaceae
Product: cysteine-rich receptor-like protein kinase 44
Biological process (GO): protein phosphorylation
Molecular function (GO): protein kinase activity; ATP binding
Source: RefSeq, a predicted model, not a curated record
AAUCCACGCGGUCGAUGGUCAUUUCCUUGGGCUGCUACCUGUAUGUAUUUAUGUCUACAGGCACCCAAAUUUCCUCCCCCUCCCUUCUUCCGCCCCUCUCUCUCCUCUCUGUGUGUGUGUGUGAUCUUCUUCCUCUCUCUCUCUCUCUCUCUCUCUAAGCCCUCCUCGAGGCACUAAUAUCUUCUUGCUCUCUCUCUCUCUCUCUCUCUCUCUCUCACACACACACACACACACACACACACACACACACACACACAUGGUUUAGCCCCUAAUUUUAAGAAGCUGCACAGGCAGGCGCGGACGGGUGUCUUCUCUUCCCAGCUUGGUUACAGUCAUUCUUCCUAGAUCUCAAGAUCAUCAGAAAUGGCAACUGGAGAGAUAACCGAAGGGAGCAGCUCCAGCCCCGAACUACCAAAGAUAUUUUCAUUUCAGUCUCUGGAAGGAAUUACGAAUAACUUCUCCCGAAUAUUCUGUAAAGAUCCAUUUGGACCAGUUUAUAAGGGAACUCUGCCAGAUACUGACAAAGAGAUUGCGGUGAAAAAACUUGAGCAAAGCGCGGAAAUCCCACCUGAGGAUUUUGAGAAUAAGGUUCAGAGUGUUUAUGAGCUUAAACAUGAAAAUAUCGUAGAGUUGAUUGGGUUCUGCAAUCAAACACUACAGAUCACUACAGAAAGGUUACUCUGCUAUGACUUUGAUCCUAAUGAGAGCCUUCAACAGCAUCUUUUUGGGCCCAAAGCAACAGAUGGCUCCAAUUCGGCUGAUCCCAGUACCAACUGGGACACAUGUUUCAAAAUAGUCAAGGGGGUUUGCCAGGGUUUACUUUAUCUACACAAGUUAGAGGAUCCCAUUACCCAUAUGGAUCUUAACCUGAAUAAUAUAUGGUUGGAUAGAGCAAUGGUGCCCAAAAUUGCCAAUCUUGGACUCUCCAGAAUCUUUAGCGAAGAUCGGAUCAAAUACUACAAAGAGGAAUCACCAUACAUGGCUCCAGAAUAUCUAAACAGCACUGGCAUGUCGGUCUCAAUAGACAUAUAUAGUUUGGGGGUAAUGAUGAUCCAAAUCACCACAAGAGAGGAGAACAACGACAAUCUGGACAAGGCCUCAAGGAUAUACAUUAAAGAUAUACGGAAAAGGUGGACAGCAGAGCACAUAGCAUCCGUGUACUCAUCGCUUGAUUCAGAAUGCCUCCAUCAAGUACAUACAUGCAUAAAAACAGGGCUAGAGUGCAUGCAGAUUGAUCAGAAAAAUAGGCCUUCCAUAGAUGUAAUUGUUGACAGGCUCAACACAAUCUGAAAAAACAAGAGGUAUUGAAGCAAAGAGAGGCCUGUUUUGGGUUGAUUUUGUUUCAGGAAAAUGCGGAGAAGGCACUUGGCACAUUAUUUGAAGGCCACGUUUCAGAAAUCCUUUAUCGAAUAGACUCUUGUGUAUAUUAAAUCUGUACUGGUAUAUGCCCUAAAAAAACAUGCCAUGUUCAGUUAUGUUUGUAUCAUUUUAUAGUUAUAAAAAACAAACUGGCACAUACUUACAUUUGAACUA